Messenger RNA from Triticum dicoccoides, 1650 nucleotides. RefSeq names its product pentatricopeptide repeat-containing protein At4g21190-like. The coding region runs from base 233 to 1123 and encodes 296 amino acids. Gene Ontology annotation, molecular function: protein binding. Lineage: Eukaryota; Viridiplantae; Streptophyta; Magnoliopsida; Poales; Poaceae. The record is from RefSeq and is a predicted model, not a curated record. The transcript has 8 exons.
UUCAGCUUCAAAGAAGAGAGCACGAAGCUUAUCUCAAGCUUGGAAAACUUACCUUUGUCUCUCCACCACUCGCCGCCGUCCGUACGAGGAAGAGGACCCUCUUCUCCUCCCGUCCCGACCCGGAGCUCCGCCGCCGCCGCGGCCGCCGCCUGACGCGCGCCGCCGCUCCCUUUCUCGCCGCGUCCCUGCCCCCCUCCGCAAUCUCCGGAACCCGGGUGUUCGAGAUUUCAUCAUGCUUUCCCUGUGGUGUUGGGCGCCCGCAUUCGGUAUAGCAUUCGAGAGAGCCGUCGUUCUGCGGCCGCGAAAGUUCAACUCUCUAGUGGUUUGCGGUGCCAGGGGUCCGAGGCCGAGAUAUCCUCGCGUGUGGAAAACUGAUAAGAGAAUCGGAACCGUGUCCAAGUCGCAGAAGCUUGUCAAAUGUAUUAAGGGUUUGUCUAAUGUAAAGGAGGAGGUUUAUGGUGCUCUUGAUUCAUUUGUUGCAUGGGAACUGGAGUUUCCCUUGAUAGCGGUAAAGAAAGCACUGAAGACGCUUGAAGAUGAGAAGGAAUGGAAAAGAAUAAUUCAGGUUAUCAAGUGGAUGUUCAAUAAAGGUCAAGGGAAGACCAUGGGAAGCUAUCAAACUUUAUUAAAUGCUUUAGUCGAGGAUGGACGAAUUGAGGAAGCAGAAGAGCUAUUUCAAAAGAUAUUCUCGAGAUACAUGGAGGGUUUGCCCCGUAUUUUUUUCAUGAAAAUAAUCUCCUUGUAUUACAGAUUGGGGUCAUACGAGAAGAUGUUUGAGGUUUUUGCUGAUAUGGAAGAGCUGGGUGUUCGACCUGAUACCUCGAUUGUCAGGAUGCUCGGUGAUGUAUUUAUGAAGCUAGAGAUGUUGGACAAAUACGAAAAGUUAAAUAGGAAAUAUCCACUGCCAAAAUUUGAAUACCGAUACAUCAAAGGCAAGCGCAUAAGGAUAAGGGUUUAUCCAGACGAUAGUACUGAAGAGGUAACACAGAGAGACUCUGGUAGAGAUGAACCGGAAGAUGCAGGAAGCAUGAAUCCUGACAAUGAAUUGAAAGAAGUGCCAGGAACAGGCCUGGACAUGAAUGUAUUAGGCGAUGCGGCUUCUGGAGACCUUGAAUUUGUAUAGCUCAGAACUUGAAUGUGGCGUUUUCGUGUCUGCUUCAUCAUAGCAGUUGUGCCGCAACUCUUUCAAUAAUCUAGCAAUAUUAGGCCACUCUUGCCAUAUUUGGAAACAACAGCUGUCCAGCAAUUUGACUGAAGAUGUCCAGCUGUUCAGUAAAUGAUAUGGAUACAGUCCUUGAUGUCUUUGUUGUGUUGUAUUCAUCAAGAAUUGUGCAUUGGUGCGGGAGAGAGGCAGCUCAUUCUGGAUACAUUGCAAGUUUUCACCAUGUCCUGAGACGGAUGGACUUAAAAUCCUGACUACGGUCACACGAGAUGCUUUGGGUAAUGUUCAACUGUUUCAGGAAACAUGUACAAGUAUUAUUUGUAGCACUAGCAUUAGACAGUAGUACGUAUCUGAAAUGGAAUGGUUGUACUAGAAAACCUUAGAUGUUAGUAAUAUCGAUCGGGUGUUGUAGAUGAAUCUUUUGCCGCUUUCAGCGUCGUCUUACAUUACCUCCUUGUUUGAAAAAACGUGAAGCGCCAGUUCAGAUA